Raphanus sativus (radish) is the source of this 2914-nucleotide messenger RNA. RefSeq lists its product as uncharacterized. The record is from RefSeq and is a predicted model, not a curated record. The transcript is spliced from 4 exons. The coding region runs from base 476 to 2536 and encodes 686 amino acids. NCBI's taxonomy places the organism in Eukaryota, Viridiplantae, Streptophyta, Magnoliopsida, Brassicales, Brassicaceae.
CAAGCAAUCACCACCAUCCGGAGGAGAGAGAGAGAGGCGAAAGAGAGACGGAGUCACCACGGAGAGGAGAGAGAGAGAGAGAUCGUACAAGACGUCGCGGAGGUUUCAAAGAGAAGAAAGACAGAGAGAGAUACCAACUUACAUUAAGGUUAUAAUAAACAGACGGUGGAGAGCGCAGAGAAGAAGGUUUUUUUUUAACCUAACUUUCAGAAAGCGUAAGGUUAUAGCAACUUUACAAAUCUGAAUGCAAAAAGCGAAGCGAAGCUUCUUCCUCGCCGGAUUCCUUCCUCUCUGUUUCCGCCGCGAUUCGCUUGCAGUUACGGCGUCUGAGCUGAUUUUUUCAGGUAGAUCGUUACAUUAGAAGAAACUGUUUUUUUUUCUCUGGAGAAUGGUAGACUUUUGAGGCCUGUUAGUGAACAUAGAAUAGAGGAAGUGUGGUCUUGAGUGUUAGAGAGAGAGUUAGAGAGAGAGAAGGAUGGGAAGCUCAGGGACAGGUGCGGUGGACUGGACGGUGGGAUCGAUUGUGUGGGUGAGGAGAAGGAACGGCUCGUGGUGGCCAGGGAGGAUACUGGGACAAGAUGAUCUUGACUCUACCACUAUCACAUCUCCACGAUCUGGUACUCCUGUGAAGCUUCUUGGGAGAGAGGAUGCAAGUGUGGAUUGGUACAAUCUGGAGAAGUCCAAGCGGGUGAAGCCGUUUCGGUGUGGGGACUUUGAUGACUGCAUUGAGAAGGUGGAAACCUCGCAUGGGGUGACGGUUAGAAAGAGGGAGAAGUAUGCUCGGAGAGAAGAUGCGAUUCUCCAUGCUCUUGAGCUUGAGAAGGAGAUUCUCAAGAAGGAAGCUAAGCUAGAGACUGAUGCAACCAAGGAGAGAAUGGUUGUGUUGUCGAGUGUUCAUGGUGUUUCUAAUGGGACUUGUGAGGACGAGGUGCAUCCUCGGAUGAGAGGUUUGGUGGAGUUUGGGCUGAGAACAACCUCUUCAAAGCGGAAGUUUUCAUCUUCGAAUGGUCCUGGUACUACUUCCUUCAAGUCUCUGGGUAGAAGCUACUCUUCAGCUUCUUCUAGUGGAGAUCAUAGCAUGGAGAGGCCCUGCUAUAAUACCAUCGGGAAGAAGAAGGCUAAAAGGGCUAAGUAUAUGUUUGCACCAAAUGAAUCUAAUGAUGGUUUCGAUAGCCACAGGGAGGCAAUGCGUUCCUCCUUCGCUGGUGGCAAUUCUCGUUAUUCGCUUUCAGAAUAUGACCCUCCUGAUUUUUUGCAAGAUGUUGAAUAUAUUUCUUCUGAAUCCGAAACUGAUUCUUCUGAUAUGGAUGAGGAUACUGAUGAUGACAUUCACUUGCUGUCAGGAGCUGGGCGUCAUUCAGAGCAACACAAUACUUUUAGUAGACAUAUGUCAGCAGAAGAUGAAAGCACCAGUAGCGAGGAAGAUUGUUAUGAGUCAUCCAUUUCUGGCGACUCUUAUCACCUUUACUCCCAAGAUCCGGAUAGUGGAGCCGGUACGGUUUCCGAGUGGCAGCUCAAGGGAAAAAGAAACAUGCGAAGUCUCCCAAGAAGGUCUGCACGCAAGAGGGAAAUGCACCGUAAUCAUAUGGAAGAUGGAAGAUAUUCUGAUGAGAUGAGUGAUGGAACUGAUGACACUGAUCCCAACGAAAGACAGUUCGGAGAUAGAAUGAUUGGACUAGGAGGUGAUGAUGAAUAUCGGCUGUCAACUAUGUUUGCAUCCGAGUGUAAGAACAUCUACAGCCAUGACAUGCUGGACUGGGAUGAUGAUCCUUGGGAAGGCCAGAUUGGUUUGAAGAAGGGAAAACUCGAAGGUUCAGAUGCUUCUCAUCGACAUUUUGGAAGGAAAACGUAUCCUCCAUUGAUGGAUGUUGAUUUAGAAGUACAAGGAAGCUAUCGGAAAGGGCCUGUCCCGUUUGUCUCCCUAGUGAGCAAGUUAAAUGGCAGAGCAAUAACUGGACAUCCAGUAGAAGUCCAAGUCAUGGCAGAUGGUUCCUCUGAGUCAUAUUUUAAGACAGCUGAGUACUUUGGUAAUGAAACAACUUACCAUGACAAACCCUUGUUACUUCCCCCUGCUUGGAAGACUGCAAGGAGGAGUAGUUCACGGGUUCCACGGCUGCAUCGGUUAUCAUCAUCACUUGAAGCCGAUGCGGAGGACCAUUCUCCGCAGGGACGGAAACCACUUCUUAGGAAGCUUGGUUCGGGGAACUUUAGUAAUGAUGGCGACUCGGCGAGGAGAAGCAAUCUAAUGGGCAUUCCACGACCACCUGGAGAAAGAAAGAAGUUGACGAAGAACACAAACGCAACCCCUAGUCAAAAGACAAGAGCACUAUCGUCGUUCAGCAGCGAACAAGCACUACACGGGGCGAAGGCGUUGGGGGAUCGAACUCCCGAGCUCUCUAACAGACGGGUAUUACCAGGACCACCAACGGUGGCCUGCAUACCAGUCAAACUAGUGUUUAGCAGAUUACUGGAGAAAAUAAAUAGACCGUCAUCAAAACCGACCGUGAAAGCCUUCAACGAGAGAAGAGAUCAAUAACAUGAGCUCUCUACUCAAAGCCAAAACGAGAUUUACAGGUACAGAACAUAUAAGCAUUUGGUUUCUGUAGACUGGGGAUCACGUUUAGAGCAUUCGAACUCUCGGAGAGGAACCAUCAGGCUUUUAUAAUGUGAGGGAAAGUUAGUCAUAGGGAGAACAGUUCACGUAGAGAGACUCUGGUUACUUAUUGGUACAGAUCAGGUGAAGAGUUUAGAACAAUGAUACCACUGGUUGGUUUUGUAUAUUUUUCACUUUCUUGAGAAAGCUUUGUCUCUUUGAUUUAGCUCCAGCUUUAGGUAUUUAGUGUUAUAGUUCUUUUUUGUUUUCUUACUUGCUGAAUCUCUGGCUAAUUAAUUUACACAUUAUUAAUUUUUUUCA